This is a messenger RNA of Mycena indigotica, 1241 nucleotides long. RefSeq lists its product as uncharacterized. NCBI's taxonomy places the organism in Eukaryota, Fungi, Basidiomycota, Agaricomycetes, Agaricales, Mycenaceae. Bases 141 to 1241 code for a protein of 366 amino acids. The transcript is spliced from 5 exons. The record is from RefSeq and is a predicted model, not a curated record.
GCAACACCAAUCUCCAAGUCGCGAUGCCAACGUUCUGUUCGACGUUUUUUACCACACCGUCAUGGGUAUUCUUAGUCUGAGUCUAACAGCGCCCUUUGACCUUCUUCUUUCUGGAGCGACGGCUUCGCGACCCCGCAAGGAUGCUGGCUGGCUUGCGGUGGUCUCUUUAUCUUUUCUUUUCGACGAGCGCCAAUGCCCUCAUCUUCAGCAUUCCUUCCACAACGAUAAGUCCGGGCACGUUUCAGGUCACCUACACGAGCGAGGCAUCCGACCCAGUUGGCAUCAUGCAAUUCUGGCUUGGGCAUGACAAUGGCGCUGGUGGUUUCUUCCAUGGAGCGAGCAACAUUCCACAGUCUCAGACCCCCAUAAAGGUCGAGGUGACGAUACCUAGUACAGCCGUCGAUGGAAAUAAAUGGGCGGUCUAUGCUGGCCCGGGCAAUACCAACUUUCCACAAGGGCUGUUUGGAAAGUCAGACCUAUUCAAUAUUGUGGAUCCAGCGAGUUCUGCUCCAGCGUCGAGUAGUGCCCCGAUUAGCAGUUCUUCGCAACCGCCAUUAACACCUUCAAAUCCCAACCCGUCAGGGUCGACCUCGAUCUUACCUAGCAUAUCACCUUUGAACAGCUCAACCGGGUCUUUGAUCGCCAAAUCUUCUGAUGUUAGUAGUACUGGUAGCUCACGAACCUCUGCGCCCUCUCCUGGACUUAUCGCCGGUGUCCUCGUUGGAGUUCUUAUAUUCCUUCUCAUCAUAAUUCUUCUUCUUCUCUAUAUCCGCCGUCUCCGUCGACGCUCAGUUAUACCCGGCCUCGAUGGUCGCGCCGAACUCGAUCCGGAGCCCGGCUUCACUCCUUAUUCUUCGCCUAUAUCCACAACCAGCCGUGGGCCCGUCUCUUUCUCUACAAGCCUCCCGCCCGGCGGACCAAGAGCACGCAGCAACACUACAACGACAAGCACCACCGAGCUACCGUUGGGAUCGAAGGCCGCAACCGCCCGUCAAGAAUACCUCACUAACCAGCUUGCCACGGUUCAAGCCCAACUCGCAGCUUUACAACGCAGCGGGUCCGAUUCCGAUCCAUCUUAUUCGGGCUCAAGAGGUUUGUAUCCUCGCAACCCCGACCCAGGCACUCAAUUGAGGGAGCAAAACGCCGCUCUUUAUGCUCGUAUACAAAUGCUAGAGAGCCAGUUACAAUCGCAAUGGGCGUUGGGACUUUCGGAUGAGGCUCCCCCAGGCUAUAUGGAAUGA